UGAGGAGGAGCAGAAGAAGAAAGAGGAGGAGGAGAAAGCAGAAACUCGCCUCCAGCUGGAGUGAAGCGCAGUGUGUGUGGACUCUGACACUCAGUCGGCAAAGCAGCGUGUGUUUUGUUUUCAGCCUCACUGAGUCAAACUCUGAGAUUCCUCUCGGCUCCGAGUUGAGAACUUUCCCCUUCAGUGUGGGAGCUGAGUGAGCGGCUCCUGUGAUGAACUGACCCCCCGCGGUGAGGAGAUGGCCGGGGCGCUGUAAGGAGCGCUGUGGGGUUGGUUAGUGGUAAAUGUGUGGGAACUCGGUGGAAUGAGGCGAGUCGGUUCACCGCCACUUGACUCGGAGUCGGUUCGGCGGUUCGUCUCUGUGCGCUUUGGGUUUUGAGUGCGCGUGUUGGGUUUUUCUCCGCCUGGUUUUGGGAUGUUGGCUCGGUUCGGGUCUCCGGGUUCAGUCGGGCUCUUUCUGUUCCUCUGGGCUUCGGUGCUCAGUGCGGGUUUGUGCUCGGAGCUGAAAGUGCGGGUCCGACUCCCUGAUGGGCGGAUCAGUGAGGAGCUGCUGGAGGCGGACAGUGAGCGGGACUCGAUCAGUGUGGAGUACCGGCAGGCGGACGGGGCGCUCAUCACCUUCACCGCAGACUUUAAACAGGAUGUGAAGAUCUUCCGGGCGUUGAUUCUGGGAGAGUUGGAGAGAGGGCAGAGCCAGUACCAGGCACUGUGCUUCAUCACACGCCUCAACCACAAUGAGAUCAUCUCCAGCGAGUCCAUGGCCAGACUCCGGCAGAAAAACCCCCACACGGUGAGGAUGGCGGAGGAGAAGAGGCCGACGGAGACGCUCAGCAUGAACGUGGCGGUGAACGUGACGUUGGCAUGGCAGCUGAGUGCCCUCAUCUACAACAUGUGCAGUGUGGCGCGUGACGGCGUGUACACGCGUGAGGCAGACAUGCGCCACUGGCUGGACACGGGUAUGGACGGCACCCUGUUCGAGACCCUUCCGCGGGCUGCGGAGGUUCCUGGGCUGCAGAGCUGCCGCUCGGUGAAGGAUCUUUGGCAGUCUUGCUCCUGCAGCUACAGCGUGAGGCUCGAGUGGUACCCGUGUCUGCUCAAGUUCUGCCGCAACAAGGACUCCUCAGGCCACAGCGCGCCAUACAAAUGCGGCAUCAAGAGCUGCAGCAAAGGCUACAACUUUACGUAUUACACGCCUCAUAAACAGCUCUGUCUGUGGGAGGAGGAGACUUAGCAACGUAUGAUCGGCUUCUUUCGUUUGAGCCCUGAGCCAUACGAGUUUGACUAUGUCGCACGUGCUGUCAGGCAUGGACGAUCUCACAGAGUCGAGCACCCGGGGCUCAAGAUAAGACGAGGAACGGCUUCCUUGCAGCAGGCCACAGCGAUGAUUGAUUUGCUUGAUUGAUUGAUUGAUUGAUUGAUUGAUUGAUUUAAAAAUAUAUAUAUAUAUUUUCACGAUGAUUAGUGCAGGUGGGAUGAGUGUCUACAGAACCGGCAGAUGUGCAACUGUGAAUCAGUCGAUAGUCUAACAAGCUAUAAUCUGUUGAUUUACCUUCCAAAUGUUCAUUCAGGUUUGCAAGCUAUUUUCUCAUCACCACGUGUUCUAAUUUAUUGUUUGCUGUUGGAAAUGAUCGAAAAAGUCUAAUGCACAUGUUCAGGAAGAUGAGAAACGUGUUUCUCACAGGGGGUUUUUUGGUGUAUUUUGUUGCCCUGAAGUAUCAUAAUCAGUUUAAGGGUGUUUAUGGAGGACUGGGAUGAGAUUUCCUGUGAUAUUUCAGCAGUAUGAAAUGCUGACUGUCUUGUCAGGCUGUAACAGUUUGUUUCACUGUGAUUUAAGGUUAGCAUCGAGGAAAAAUCCACCCGAAACAAGUUGCCUAUUAAGCUUCAUCAUUAACACGCAACCAUGUGAAUUUCUAGUUUUGGUUUCCCAAAAGCCUCUUAAAGGAGAACUGAAGUCAUUUUUAAACUUGCUUUAUUUCUUAAGUGGUGUUCAGUAACGUUUUCGGUUUUAGUAACCUUAUAUCGUGACUCGUUUCGGCAACUAAUUGUAAUUAAAUAUUAUACUUAUCGGCCUGGGGCAGCACGGUGGUGUAGUGGUUAGUGCUGUCGCCUCACAGUAAGAAGGUCCGGGUUCAAGCCCCGUGGCCGGCGAGGGCCUUUCUGUGCGGAGUUUGCAUGUUCUCCCCGUGUCCGCGUGGGUUUCCUCCGGGUGCUCCGGUUUCCCCCAC
Messenger RNA from Neoarius graeffei (lesser salmon catfish), 2225 nucleotides. It is a transcript of the gene oafa, whose product is annotated as OAF homolog a (Drosophila). Lineage: Eukaryota; Metazoa; Chordata; Actinopteri; Siluriformes; Ariidae. Bases 416 to 1231 code for a protein of 271 amino acids. The transcript has 4 exons. The record is from RefSeq and is a predicted model, not a curated record.